This is a messenger RNA of Staurois parvus, 552 nucleotides long. NCBI's taxonomy places the organism in Eukaryota, Metazoa, Chordata, Amphibia, Anura, Ranidae. The record is from the annotation of a GenBank genome assembly.
AUGAAAGUGUUGUGUGAUAUGGAUACUGAUGGAGGAGGCUGGAUUGUUUUCCAGAGACGUUAUGAUGGAUCAGUUGAUUUUUUCCGUGAUUGGAAUUCCUACAAGAAAGGUUUCGGGAGCCGCCUGACUGAGUUUUGGUUGGGCAACGACAAUCUUCAUAUGCUGACAUCAUCAGGCACCUGGGAAUUGCGUAUCGAUCUAUACACCGUUGACAACAAAAAGAAUUUUGCCAAGUAUGCGUCCUUUCAAGUCCUGGGAGAGGCUGAGAAAUACAAAUUAUUACUUGGGGCUUUUACUCAGGGCGAUGCAGGUGACUCCAUGGAUGUUCAUAUGAACAUGCCAUUCUCCACAAAGGACAACGACGUUACUGCAGACAAAUGUGCCAGCCUACACAAAGGAGGAUGGUGGUACAAUAACUGCCACCAUGCAAACCUGAAUGGGCUUUACCUACUGGGACCUCAUAACUCCUAUGCUGACGGUAUCAACUGGUACACCGGACAUGGUUACAAUUAUUCCUACAAGAUAUCUGAAAUGAAGAUUAGACCAAUCUAA